UUUAGUCACGGGGCGUCGCUGUGAUGGUUUCGUUCUGUUCUGCAAGCUGCGUGCGGUUUUCAUUUCUCCCAAAAUUGUUAUUAUUGACAUGAGGAUUUGAUUAUGUAGUAUAUUCACUCGCCUAGUUACUGUAGGUUUACGUCUUUGGUUUUGCUUCUCUGAAGCGAGUUAAUUUGGUGUCUGCCUGGCGCGCAUCGUUUCGCUCAUGGCUUUUGUCGUUUGUUUUGGUUUUCUGGUGAAUGGCUAGCUAGACCUUAGCCAGCUGGGUAGCAUGCCUGCUAACCCUUCGGCUCUCGUGACAGCGCCGCGCAUUUACACUCGUGUCAGAGUACUUGGUGAAAUUUAUUUUAUUUAACUAGCUGGUUUGCGUACGCGUAGGACCAAGUGGUAUUUCUGACCUGCGCUGCGCCGGCCUCGAAUGUCAUGGUUACCAGGAGCCAUGUCGUGCCGGUCGAAAGUCGCUCCGAGCGUCGAGUUUGACCAUAGCUGCUCCGACAGCGUCGAGUACCUGACCCUGAACUUCGGGCCCUUCGAAACCGUCCACCGCUGGGGGCAACUACCGCCAUGCGACGAGUUCGUCGGGGCCAGACGCAGCAAACAUACUGUCGUGGCUUAUAGGGAUGCCAUUUAUGUCUUCGGUGGAGAUAAUGGGAAAAAUAUGUUGAACGAUCUGCUGCGAUUCGACGUGAAAGACUGCUCUUGGUGCAGGGCUUUCACUACCGGCACCCCACCUGCUCCCAGAUAUCACCAUUCUGCCGUGGUGUAUGGAAGUAGCAUGUUUGUUUUUGGUGGCUACACCGGAGACAUCUACUCAAACUCUAACCUGAAAAAUAAAAAUGAUCUUUUUGAGUACAAGUUUGCAACAGGCCAGUGGACAGAAUGGAAAGUGGAAGGCAGGUUACCUGUGGCAAGAUCAGCUCACGGGGCUACAGUAUACAAUGAUAAGCUCUGGAUUUUUGCUGGCUAUGAUGGAAAUGCCAGGUUGAAUGACAUGUGGACUAUCAACCUUCAAGAUCGCGAGCAGGCAUGCUGGGAGGAGAUUGAGCAGAGUGGCGAAAUCCCACCCUCCUGCUGCAACUUCCCUGUAGCCGUCUGUCGGGACAAGAUGUUUGUGUUUUCUGGUCAGAGCGGAGCCAAGAUCACCAAUAACCUGUUCCAGUUCGAGUUUAAAGGCAAUAUGUGGACCCGCAUCCCUACGGAGCACUUGCUGCGUGGCUCCCCCCCGCCCCCUCAGAGGCGAUACGGACACACCAUGGUGGCUUUCGACCGCCACCUCUAUGUCUUUGGCGGGGCAGCUGACAACACGCUACCCAACGAGUUGCACUGCUACGAUGUGGACUCACAGACAUGGGAGGUUAUCCAGCCCAGUGCGGAUAGCGAGAUGCCCAGUGGCCGCCUCUUCCAUGCAGCCGCUGUCAUCCACGAUGCCAUGUACAUCUUUGGGGGUACAGUUGACAACAAUGUGCGCAGUGGGGAGAUGUAUAGGUUCCAGUUCUCCUGUUACCCAAAAUGCACGCUGCACGAGGAUUAUGGCAAACUGUGGGAGAACCGGCAGUUUUGUGACGUGGAGUUUAUUCUUGGGGAGAGGGAGGAGCGAGUGCUGGGACACAUUGCCAUAGUGACGGCCCGAUGCCGUUGGCUGAGGAAGAAGAUCCUACAGGCCAGGGACAAGCAAAAGCAGAAGUGUAAACAGGAGGGCCCAGAGGAGGCAGAAGUGGGGCCCAUAGGGAGCCAGAAGGAGAGCCUAGGCGGAGCCAGAGCGUCCUUGGGCUCGGGGUCAGGGUCGCAGCCCUUGCUGGAGGUCAGCAUCCGAGAGGCAGAAGCCCAGCCCUUCCAGGUCCUGAUGCAGUUCCUGUACACUGACAAGAUCCAGUACCCACGCAAAGGUCAUGUUCAAGACGUUCUUCUGAUCAUGGACGUCUAUAAGCUGGCCCUGAGUUUCAAGCUGUCGCGGCUGGAGCAGCUGUGUGUUCAGUACAUCGAGGCCUCGGUGGACCUGCAGAAUGUUCUGAGCGUGUGCGAGAAUGCCAGCAAGCUGCAGCUGGACCAGCUCAAGGAACACUGCCUCAACUUUGUCGUGAAGGAGUCGCACUUCAACCAAGUGAUAAUGACCAAGGAGUUUGAGCGCCUGUCUACACCACUGAUUGUGGAGAUCGUUCGCCGCAAGCAGCAGCCCCUCCCGAGGGUGUACUCAGAACAGCCUGUCGAUAUUGGAACAUCCCUAGUACAAGACAUGAAGGCUUACCUGGAAGGGGCGGGGCUUGACUUCUGUGACAUCAUCCUACUUUUAGAUGGACACCCCUGUCCUGCCCACAAGGCCAUACUAGCUGCCCGCUCCAGCUACUUCGAGGCCAUGUUCCGCUCCUUCAUGCCCGAGGACGGCCAGGUGAACAUCUCCAUUGGGGAGAUGGUGCCCAGCAAGCAGGCCUUUGAGUCCAUGUUGCGCUACAUCUACUACGGAGAUGUCAACAUGCCCCCUGAAGAUUCCCUAUACUUGUUUGCCGCUCCGUAUUACUAUGGAUUCUCCAACAACAGACUGCAGGCCUACUGUAAGCAGAACCUUGAGAUGAACGUCACUGUGGAGAAUGUUCUGCAGAUCUUGGAGGCAGCAGACAAGACUCAGGCCCUGGACAUGAAGAAGCACUGCCUGCACAUUAUCGUCCAUCAGUUUAUCAAGGUCUCCAAGCUCCCAAACUUGCGGGCUCUCAGUCAGCCGCUACUACUGGACAUCAUCGAGUCACUAGCCUCUCACAUAUCAGACAAACAGUGUGCGGAGAUGGGCUCCGACAUAUAGCUAGUGCUUUAUUAGUGCCUACUGUCAUUUCUGCGUAUUGUGGUUUUUCUGUUCGCUGUCCAUGUACCAGCUCUUCCCCGGCCCCCAUAUAUAAAUGGCUGCCUCCUUUCUCCCUUGUAUUGUAAACCAUUAUUUUAUAACUUAGCUUGUUUUUUGUGUUACAAAAAAAGCAGUUAUCAAGUUUUCUUUUUAUUUCACAAAAGUUACAUUUAUAGGUAACCUGUGAGUGACGGUUUUUGUUUCUUUGGUAACACUGCAAAAAUUAUUUGAGGAUGUGGUAGUGAAGCCACAAAACUAAAAUGCAGUUACUUAAAUGUUUCAUGUCGAGGGACAUUUCUUGAAAUCAAUUCCGUAACAUCACAAAUUCUUAGAGCACGUGUCAUACAUUCCUACUUUCUCAUUUUUGUCCUAUUUUAACAAGGUUUAUUGAAAUUUGAGUUUGUUUUUGCAGUUUCUCAGUCAGCGUAUUCCGUUUGCCGUCCUCUAUUACCCUGAGUUGUAUUAUCACCUCAGUAAAAGUUUGUUUGUGUACCUCAUUUUGCUGCCAGCUGUGUAUUCUGUAAUCACACAUAGCGGAAAAGAGUUGUCUGUAAUAAAGUAUAAAAAUAAUGUGCAAAUUGUAUGACAGUGUUACUUUUGUGUAUUAUAUGCCUUAAUAAAUUAAGACUGUUGAA
Brienomyrus brachyistius is the source of this 3468-nucleotide messenger RNA. It is a transcript of the gene lztr1, whose product is annotated as leucine-zipper-like transcription regulator 1. Gene Ontology annotation, molecular function: protein binding. The record is from RefSeq and is a predicted model, not a curated record. NCBI's taxonomy places the organism in Eukaryota, Metazoa, Chordata, Actinopteri, Osteoglossiformes, Mormyridae. Bases 419 to 2794 code for a protein of 791 amino acids. The transcript has 20 exons. Gene Ontology annotation, cellular component: Golgi apparatus.